CGGAAACGUACAGGAGUUUAUUUGAAAACGUAUCGUAAUCGCAUGACGGCCUAAUAAUAAGGACGUUAAUGAGGCACAUCAAUUUCGAGGGUUCCAAACGAGCCGUUCAGGCUGUCCUUAUUCUCUCUUACGAGCCUAAUCUUCGACCAUAUAUGCAUCCAACCAAAUCUUUGAUAAAAAGCACACAGCAAGAAGGUUUCUUCGCUGCAGUCCAGAAUGCUAUUUUAAUUCUGACACGAAUUUUCGUGAUAGGAUCCAUUGUAACCGGAUUGGCAAUCGCAUAUUUCGUCACGCGUUUCACCCAUGGACACGUGUUUCCGGAAAUUUUACGGAAAAGUAUCGAACAUUUGGGCCCGAUAUUCGUCAAAUUCGGCCAGUGGGCGGCCACGCGAAACGAUCUGUUUCCUGAGGAUAUUUGCCGUACGCUUUCGCGAUUGCAGCGUACGGUUUCACCGCAUUCGUGGAGUUAUACGAAGCAUUUGCUGAAAUCUACGUAUGGUUCAAAUUGGAAGAAUAUAUUCGUGAAAUUCGAGGACAAAGUACCGAUCGGAUCGGGAUGCUGCGCUCAGGCACGGUUUAACAGUAAACAUAAAAAGCGGUUCAUGGUACAGCAUGACAAAGAACGAGGAGAAUGGAGAAUAGUCAACCGGAAAUUACUUAUCGAGUACUUCAACCUCGGAUGGAUAAACACUUUCGUCGAUAGAAUGUUGAACGAUGACGGUGAAAUGCAACAGGACAACGCGUACAAAAGGAAAUUGCAACCUGUGGCGAUUAAAAUUCUACAUCCUGGAAUUAAAGGCCAGCUAAAGCGAGAUCUGUCCAUCAUGAAGGGGAUUUGUAAGUGCGCAACGUACAUCGUUCCGCAAUUACAUUGGCUCAGUCUUCCCGACUGCAUCGACGAGUUCUCGCAGAUAAUGGAAAAUCAAGUCGAUAUGAAUCUUGAAGAGGCUAACUUAUUAAAAUUUUCCAAAAAUUUCGCCGGAAAGGAGGACGUCAUUUUUCCACAUCCUUACACGAAUUUCACGCAACGUGAAAUACUCGUGGAAAGCUUUCACGAAGGUACACCGAUUUCCGAUUAUCUCGAGUAUGACGAUACCAAGCUCCAAGAGAAACUAGCUAAGAUAGGAAUCAGGACGAUCUUGAAAAUGGUAUUUAAAGAUAAUUUCAUUCAUUGCGACUUACACCCUGGUAACAUCCUAGUUGACACAAACUGUGAGCCAACUGGAAGAAUUUGGGCAUGGCUUGGGAGGUUUAUCGAUCGUGAUUACUUGCCAAGCUAUCCGCGAUUAGUCAUACUCGAUUGCGGUUUGGUAGUAUCACUGAACGCUCGCUGUCAACGAAAUCUUAGGGACGUUUUCCGCUCUGUAUUAAUGGGUAACGGCGAACUGGCGGCGGAGUACAUCUUGGAACAUAGCUCGCAAGCAUCUCCCGACCCGGACGGUUUUAAAAAUGCGAUGCGGGAGAUCGUUAAUUCUCAUCUUAAAGAUAACAUCACUGUGAGCGUAAGCACGGUCGUGACAGAGUUGUUUUCCGCGAUGGUUCAGCAUCGAGUCAAGCAAGACGGAUCCUUCAGCAGCGUGAUCCUUAGCAUGGUCGUGAUCGAAGGACUCGGACGUAGUCUUGAUCCGAAUAUCGACAUCUUCACAGAAGUUUUGCCGUUCGUCUUUACUAGCACGUGGUUCGACGAUUAAGUCGGGGAAUUGUCUAAACGUGUGCUCGAAAUGAAUUCCUACUAAAACAUACAUGUCCUUGAUAAUAAUAAGAAUUUAAAUUAAUUCUCUGCUUCUAACGACAAGUUGUUUCAUCGUACACGUUCGAUCGGCUCGAUACCGAAUAAAGAACCACGGUGAGAAAAUUCCUGCUUUAACGGCAUCGCAUUAAACGAGUUCCGAGGACGAUUCCGAUUUUAAAGCAGACCACAGAAACGUGUAAUCGCAAAGGACAGAAUUCCGGCGAGUGACCAGUUGUCCAUGAUCGCUUCCUGGUUGGUCAACUUUGGUCGAUCAUCUUCGGUGUAGCGAUACGCCAGGCGCAAGCGUGUAUGCGCGUGAGUGUAGCAUACGGACCCGCGGGACCGUGUUUGUGUAGUACCGGUGUGCGUGUGUGUGUUCACCGACAGAGAGGUCAAACUUUUGCCGGAUCGGAAACUUUCGCGAGAACAGUUUCAUCGGAGGACACGCUUAUUCCGUGCGUACAAUAUAUUAAUUAUUCAAAAUUAACAAGGAAUAGCUGUAGGACCACUUUAUAUUAAAAUCCCGACUCUGUACGGAAAUAGAUCAUAAAAAUAAAAUAUACAGUGUCUCGUACGGGGCAUAUUUAUAAUUUAAAGAGCUCCCACAGUCAUUACUCUUUUAAUUAUUAUUUACCAUUAAAGAAAAAGCAUGGUUUUUGAUAACACAUUUAUCAGUAUAUUGAAAGUGUUAUUUCUUCCUAGGUUCCCCGUAUUUUACUGGACUCGCAAAAUCCUACUGUCCAUGCAACUUUCAAAAUCCUAAACGUUGGUAGCCUUAAAGGAUUGGAAUUUGAAGUCACGCUUCUAAACGUCAAGAUCACGAGUAACGAUUUGAUUUCUAACGAAUUAUCUUCCGACUUAUUCCUCCGAAUUAUCGUUUAUCUUCAUCUCUUCUGACUCGACUCUCGGUAAGAUCUCGUAUCCGGGGAUUCUUCCGAUUCCAUCGAAAACAAGUUUGAACCGGCGCUUGAUACCGCGUCAUAGAUGCAGCUAGAUUAUUUCUCUCGGUUAGAUCUAGCCUGUUCUAUGCGAUGCUUGCUGCAGUUCAUUGCCGUCUCGUCUCGCCGUGUAUGAGUGUCAGAAACACAUGUACCAAACGUCUGAAUGCGCAUACAUCAUAGUUCGAUCGGUAAUGAAUUAUUUUGCAAUCGUUUCUAUUCGUUAGGAUGCCAGAAAUUCAGGACGGUAGAUUACCUUGAAUUUCUAUGACCUUCAACUUUUCUCUUAGAAUGGAAUGUAUUACAGAGUCGAAGACUAAGAUCGUGACCCUUGCAAACCAUGUUAGAUACGAUGAAUAUAUUGCUAUUCUAUAUUCUAGUCGAAUGCUUAAAAAUAUUCGCACGUUGUGCGGCUACUUGAAUAUAUUAGCAUUUCAUAUUCAAUAGCUGAACAAGUGCAGACUAUUUUAUCCGACUUCGGUAUUUCAGUCUAUUUCGAUCUAAAUAACGAAAACCGUGGGGCAUGAAUACAUUUCUAUCGGUGUAUACAUGGUACAGCGUGAUGUUGCGUACGUAUACAAAUAACAUUAUGAUAAUAUGAACUUCCGUAUUUCUUUAGAGAAAUGUUAUUUCAAUUUCACAUCAACUAAAAUCGA
Molecule: messenger RNA, 3326 nt
Organism: Hylaeus anthracinus
Lineage: Eukaryota; Metazoa; Arthropoda; Insecta; Hymenoptera; Colletidae
Exons: 11
Coding region: 69-1691 (540 amino acids)
Biological process (GO): protein phosphorylation
Cellular component (GO): mitochondrion
Molecular function (GO): ATP binding; protein kinase activity
Source: RefSeq, a predicted model, not a curated record